AUGAAAGGUCAGUUAAGCUCCAGCGAGGUCACCAUCGAUCACCAUCUGAAGCGAAGUAUUAAACUACGGAGGAGGAUAGGACUUGGAAAAGAAAAAGAUGUCGCGAAGAUACAUCUCUCCGAUGAACAAGUCCAGUCUUUCAUCUCUAAUUUCCUUGGAGACCUCUUCAACAUGUCUGGGGCUUCCCGCAACGACUAG
This is a messenger RNA of Dovyalis caffra, 198 nucleotides long. NCBI's taxonomy places the organism in Eukaryota, Viridiplantae, Streptophyta, Magnoliopsida, Malpighiales, Salicaceae. The record is from the annotation of a GenBank genome assembly.